AUGUCAUUUAAUGAUGAACACAACCAUGAGAUUUCUAUUGAAACUAUGAAAUUUUCUACCACUUACAAAAAUUUUUCUGAAGAAAUCAUGGAACAGAUAGAAUUUUAUAUUAUGCAUGGCCGAUGUGAUGCAGGAACAAUUAGAAACCUUCUUCAACUAAAGUAUCCUAAUUGUGUAUUUCUUACUCAAGAUCUAGGGAAUGCAAUUCAAAGAAUUAAACGAAAAAAGGGAUUGAAUUUAGGGGAAACAGCAUCUCUAUUAAUGAAAUUUCUUGAAUUGCAAGCUAAUGAUCCUAGUAGCGUAAAAGAAACGCAAUCUACACAGCAUAUAGAAUCAGAAAAUGCAUUAAUAAAAAAGGCCAUGCAGUCAAGUUUCUCUCUCUUACAAGUUCAAGAAUCUCUUAAAAAUCAAUUGGAAUUUGAGUCAAUUAACAAUCGUUAUUCAAUUUGGAAAGCUUCAACAUUACAGUAUACACAACCUUUCAUCAUACAAACAUUCUUUAGUAGCAUUAAUAGUAUCAUAAAUAAAUAUCUCACACAGCUGAUUCACGAUGCAUAUUAUAAACAAAUGUGUCGAUCUGUAUGCUAUUGUGCAUAUCAAGUACAAUUUUCUGAAAUUCCAGUAUCAGAUGAUGGUUCAUUUGAACCUUUCUUUGAUAAAGUAGAAGAUUCUGCCGAAUCUUUUAUUGAAGCUGAUGAGGAUCGGGAGCUUGACUUGAAGUUUUUGAUUUUGAUGGUUAGUUUUAACGAUAUUUUAGAAGUUUGGAAGAUUUUUCGAUACAAUUACCCAAAAUGCUAUCAACAUGUAAUUCUACUUAAUACCAGAAAAUACUUAUGCACUUGUUUUAUGCUUGUCACUCAUGGUAUUAUAUGCAGGCAUUUCUUUAAAGUGUUUGUUGAAUCUUCUAAUGCAUGUUUUCAUUUGACAUUGAUUCCUAAGCGUUGGUAUAAGGAUGAAUAUAUCAAUUCAAAUGAUACCUGUUCUAGUGAGACAAUUACAAGUAAUGGCCAAAAUGAUCAAAAUGGUGCGCAAAUCACUUUAGAAUUUGCCCAAAAAUACACCAUAAAUGAUCUUUCAGAAAGGUAUUCCAAGCAAAUAUCACGAAAUCAAUUAAAAUUUGGUACUCUAAUGGGCGAAGCCAAAAAGGCAAUUCAAUUUGCAAUUCAAGAUGAUGAUGAAGAACUGAUUCAGUUUAUCAAGGAUUUUAAUAAAAGAAAAGAAGCUCAACUAAUUCAAGCAGAAUCGAUUAAGCAACAAAAAGCUUUAGCGGAUAGAAAAAUGAAUGACAAUCGGGUCCUUUGUAAUACAAAAGGAGUAUUGAUCGAUUCUAAUCAGAUCUUGGAUCCAUUGAAGCGUCAGCCUAAAGGAAGACCACCAACAAAACGGUUGAAGCCAUCUGUUGAAAAAUCAGAUUCAAAAAGCAAAAAUGGAGGCGAACAAGCAAUAUCUGAUAGAUGUCGUAAGUGUGGCUCAUGUGGGGAAUAUGGUCAUUAUCGUAGCACUUGUUCUAAGGGUUAG
Messenger RNA from Funneliformis mosseae, 1518 nucleotides. The record is from the annotation of a GenBank genome assembly. Lineage: Eukaryota; Fungi; Glomeromycota; Glomeromycetes; Glomerales; Glomeraceae.